UUUACUUGUAGGCUUGUUACAAUGAUAAAUGUUUAUUAACUUAAUAUUAAAAAAAAGACUGCCCAUACGUUGACUUCAACAUUAACUACUGCUUUUAAUUCAUAAAUAAAAAAUACUUAUCUUUUUAAGAUUAAGAUAUCUUAACAUUUCUGCAUAUUGCAUACAAGUAAUGUAUUUUAAAAAAAAUACACACAUUAAAUUUUAAUUGAGAAAGCUUAGUAUAGAUCCGCUUAUUUAAUUCUUUGUUUUUCUGCAGUUCGUAAUUUACCCACUAACCAUGGCAAUUCAUUAUAUUUUAUAAGAUUUCAUGCUAGGGAAUUACUACCACUGUAAACAUGCUUCGGAAGUAACCGGAAACCUUUGCAAUUCGCUAAAAGUUAAGGUUUUUAAAUAAAUGCGAGUAAUUUCAACAUAUAUGGUUAUCGAUGGAGAAAAAAUAGGUUCGUUCUGGCGUAUAGACAUGAAUAAGAUAAUAUGUAUAUGACUUAGUUGUGUAAGAAUUAUUUAAGCCAGUACUUACUAAACUCGCAUAGCAGUAGAACAUUACUGCCAGACAAUUGAAAACGUCUCUCUACGUGAACUACACAUCAAAAUAUUCUUGCAAUCGCAAGCUACUUUAUUAAAAAUUAAUAGCCACUUAAUAUUUCAAUGCAAAUAUUGUCAUUUGACCAUUUAAAUCUGAAAAAUGUGUUUUUGGUCGAACUGUUCACAAAUGUUCUAAAAUCUAGGAAGUAUUCGGAAAAAGCUUUUGAGUUGCAAACGUAGUCUAUAUUCAUUUAAUCGAUACAACCAGUCCAAAAAUGUUUACGGUUUUCACGUUAUUAAUUUUUUUAAUCUUAUGAAUCGACUACUAAAUUCCGUUAUUAAUGACUUUUUGGAUUUUUGAAUAUUUCACAAAAAGGACAACAAGAAAAUUAUUAAUCUACCCAUUUAAAUUGAGCCUUAAAUAAAUAGAUUAGAUUGCAACCAAAGGCAUAAAACUAUUUUAGACCUAUUGAGUUUUAUCAAAAUUCCGCAAUGCAUGCACAUCAAAAUGAAAUAAUGUUACUUGAAAAACCCAUUACUAAAGAACUAGCCUUUUUAAAAUUAAAUCAAACAAUUAGAAACUUUAGAAGCACGUCUUUGUUUGAUAAAAACGCAAACCCUCUUUUAGGAUUGUUUAUUUCAAAAUAGAUAAACUUGUAGUUUUGAUCAGAGGAAAAUCGUUAGCUUGUAAUAUGUACUUGUAACCGAUUUCAAUCAUUAUGCUAAAUGUUGUAAUACUCGAGUCUAUUUUGCAGAAUAAGUUAAUGAUGCUCUUUUUAAUCAAAUUAACUUUAGUCAUAAAAUUUUAAUAUUUCAUAAUUAGUUUCUAGUUAAUUUCAUUCUAUUUCUUCAUUUCAACGUACUUGCAAGAUUUCAUAUCUGUUUGACUAUGGCCUUUUAUUAUAGUUUACUAACCUUAUUAGUUCCGGGCUACUUACUUUAGUCAACAGCCUAGAAAAUAAUUUGCAAGAGCAUACUUAACCGUCAUAAAGCGCGACAUCUAUAUAAGACAUAGUACGUAGUUGACUGAAAUUGAAAGUCAAAUUUGAAUUUAAAAUGAACACAAAACAUAACAUAUGUCUAUGGACAGUAUUAUAGCACCACUGUAAGAAAAUAAUAAAUAAUUAAAGUACCUGGUAAUAAGAAUUUUCACUUUCAGUGAUUCAACAAAACGUGAAAUUAUGUAAACGAAGAUUUUCUUAUUUAACGGUACUGACUUACAAAAUGAAUAAGUAGUAUAAACUAGUCUUUAGCAAGAUAAGUAUUUGUAUGAAGCAGAACAAUAGUAGUACGUCAUGGUUGUUUCCUUUUUCAGGAAAUAGAUCAGAUUAUACGAUGAAAACAAGAAUUAGUAGUAAAUUAUGCUUAUUCGAUAACUCAAUUAUAUUGUUUAUGCCGAUAUUCAUCUAACACUAAUUACCAUAUCUAACAAAUACUUAGAUAACUAUUUAUGGGAAUACAUUUUUUUAGUACUGUACGAUCAUACAAAUCUUAUUCGUCAACGCUAUUAACAAAUAUACAUAAGUAAAAUGAUCUAAAAUCUAGAAAAAAAUAUUUAAAAACAUGUAAAAGUUUAAAUUCUGUCUGGUAUUUUUAUACUUUGUAUGUAGGGAUCUCAGGGAAUGUAAGGUAAAUCAAACGUGAUCAAUCGAAUUUUUUUUAAGCAGGUACCCAUUUCUUAAGUAUUACAUUUUCGUUUUUUGACAGUUAAUCAACUAAAAGGGAGACAAUUCUAAUUACCACAAACACUUUGAAGAGCGGACAUGUAGUUCACCCACUAUAAUUGUAGACAUUAUUUACGCGAUACUUCAAAUUAAUCGAUUAAUAAACAACAUAAAAUGUGAAUCGACUCACAUUUCUAAAUAUGAAAAUUUUUGGUCUAACUAAACCCUAUUUUCAACAUCAAUUACAGUUUAUGAAUAUUAUACAAUGUAUGUAUAUAGCGAAUUAUUAAACAAUAAAAUAAAUAGUAAAACGAUAAUAACUAUGCAUCAUUAAAUAGAGAUAUACUAUCUUAUGAUAUUAUACCAUCUUCAUUUUAUGGUUAAUAAUUUGUAGAAACUGUCUAUGGCGUGCUGAUGAGAACAAAUAAGUUUUAAACCAAGAUCAACGUCUGGUAGUUUCAAUAAAUUACCGACCAAGAUCUUAAACUGUUUUUAAUAAAAAUUAUAUAAAGGAGAAUCAUUAAAAUGAAGUACAGAAGUCGCAGUCGUAAUAUUUAACGUACACCAAGUUAAUGAUUAUUUUGAGAGACACUUUCUUAUUAAAAUACAAAAGAACGUCCUGGGUAAAACUGAUUUAAUUUUGUGAACACUGAAAUCAAAAUAACACAUUAUUUUUCAAAUUAUGUAAAAAACACGCACUAUUCGUUCCGUUUCUCUUUAGUUCUCAAGGAAAUAUGCGUUGCAACUUGCACGAUGUGAAGCGUAAUUAUUAAAAUCGUAAAAUUACGUUCGCUGAAUUGGAAGUAAAAAUUAACGCCGCUAAAUGUUAGGCGAUAAUAAUGUAUCAUGCACACUAUAUAAUAAGAGAAAGUGAAAAGGGGGCGCAUCCUUUAGGUGGGUGGUUCCCCUUAUAAAAGGCAAAUCUUUUUUUUGAUACUCACAGUGUUUUGAAAACAACAAACUAGUAUACAAAAACAGAAGAACAACAUGAUCCACUACACACAAAUUUCAUUAGCAGUUGUCUGUCUGGUUGUUUUGGCUAGCUGUGGCUACAUAGAACAUGGGUAUGAAGGAUAUAGUGUUGGUGAAUAUGAACAUAAACCGGAACCUUACCACUACCCUAAAUACGCAUUUAAUUAUGAAGUAAACGACCCAUGGACUGGAGAUAAAAAGCAGCAGUAUGAAGAAAGGGAUGGAGAUGAAGUUAAGGGAACCUACAGUUUAAAAGAAGCCGACGGAACCACAAGAGUAGUUCAGUACAAAGCCGACAAACAUAAUGGUUUUAAUGCAGUGGUUCACAAGGUCGGAAAAGCACAUGAAAUCGAUCAUAAUCAAGUAGAAUAUACCCAUGGUGGUCACUACUAAACCUUAUACAAUGUAGAUUAAGUUAAAUUUAAAUAUUCAUAAAACAACCAUGCCUAAUAACGAUAUAGAAAAUAUUUCAAUUUGUAAAUAUUAUAUUCUUAAUUGCAUGCAUAAACAUUCCUUUAUUCUUCGAUACAAUAAUACCCUUCUUACCUAAAAUAUAUAAAUACAUGUAUAUGUAUAUGAAUAAUGUUAUGUAAACCAUUCAAAAUAUAAAAUGUACGAUACGGAUAAGUAUUUUUUUUGUGCAACAAAUAAAACCAAUUUCGAAGGUACUUAAUACUUCUUUUGCAUAAAUUACCCAUAAUACGGUUGGCUUCGUCCAAGAAAUUAAAAUGCGUUGAAACAGGAUGUUACAUUUAUAUUACUAAAUAAUUUGUUCAGCUUUCUUGAACAUAUUACGUAAAAUGACGAAAUAAUAGAUAUUUGUAUUAGUAAAAUUCAAUUCUUUGAU
This is a messenger RNA of Agrilus planipennis (emerald ash borer), 4008 nucleotides long. Its product is annotated as cuticle protein 19-like. NCBI's taxonomy places the organism in Eukaryota, Metazoa, Arthropoda, Insecta, Coleoptera, Buprestidae. The record is from RefSeq and is a predicted model, not a curated record. The coding region runs from base 3177 to 3554 and encodes 125 amino acids. The transcript is spliced from 3 exons. Gene Ontology annotation, cellular component: extracellular matrix.